Messenger RNA from Blastocystis hominis, 772 nucleotides. RefSeq lists its product as hypothetical. The coding region runs from base 123 to 737 and encodes 204 amino acids. Lineage: Eukaryota; Bigyra; Opalinata; Blastocystidae. The record is from RefSeq and is a predicted model, not a curated record. The transcript has 5 exons. Gene Ontology annotation, biological process: regulation of cyclin-dependent protein serine/threonine kinase activity. Gene Ontology annotation, molecular function: protein kinase binding.
CUCUACUAGUGUAGUGAUUUUUGUAAUUGCCAGCAUUCGGCAUUGGGGGUCAAACUCGAUUUAACUAGAAGUUUUACUGAGAUUUCCUUGGUUGCGACAGAACCUAUUUUAAUUUUAACAUAAUGGAUGAUUUUAAAAGAUUUCGUUUGCGAAAUGUAUUAUCUUGUAUCAUCGAGAGUGUUGUGAAAAGGGGAGAUGAAACAAUAUGUGAUCAGCCUAUUACGCGCUUCACAGCUCAGUCACCUCCAGAUAUCUCGGUUCGAGAUUACAUGGAGAGGCUGUAUCGCUAUUCCAAAUGUAGUGUGGAAUGCCUAGUUCUGGCUUUAAUAUACAUUGACCGCUUUAUUCAAAGCUCGAAUAUCCAGGUUAACUCGUUAACCAUUCAUCGUAUCUUACUAACAAGUGUCGUGCUAGCUGCCAAAACCUAUGAUGAUAAUUUUUACACGAAUACUCAUUACGCCCGUGUUGGCGGUAUUCCCGUGGAAGAGCUCAAUUGUCUGGAGAUCGAGUUCCUGUUCAGCAUCGGGUUCAGUCUUUACGUGAGUUGCGAGGAUUAUCUCCGAUACCACACAGAGAUCUACAAACACUCCAUGAGUCGUGUGUGUAAUUUGUGUAGUGGUCUCGAUAUUCCUAUGCUUUGUAUGAGCGAAAGCAACGACUCCAGUUUUGUCAUGCGGUAUGGAGAUGGACGCGACUGCUCGCCUACUAAUGUGAAUUAUAAUGUCAUGAGCUAUUAAUAUCAAUGCACUUGUUGUUUCAUCGAUCUGUGGUU